CCUCUUCAGGGUUUUGCCCUAACCCUAGAAAUCCAGCCAUCACAGCAGCUCUCUCGGACCUCGAUCGCCGCCGCGAAGGAGGAGCAGGAGCAGCAGCCAUGUCUCUGGUGGCGAACGAGGAUUUUCAGCACAUUCUUCGUGUGCUGAACACCAAUGUCGAUGGGAAGCAGAAGAUCAUGUUCGCCUUGACGUCCAUCAAGGGUAUUGGUCGCCGCUUCGCCAACAUCGUCUGCAAGAAGGCGGAUGUAGACAUGAACAAGCGUGCUGGUGAGCUUACGGCUGCGGAGCUGGAGAACCUAAUGACCAUUGUUGCCAAUCCGCGUCAGUUCAAGAUUCCCGACUGGUUCUUGAACAGGAAGAAGGAUUACAAGGACGGGAGGUACUCCCAGGUGGUCUCUAACGCCCUUGACAUGAAGCUUCGUGAUGAUCUCGAGCGUCUCAAGAAGAUCAGGAACCAUAGGGGUUUGAGGCACUACUGGGGCCUUCGAGUUCGUGGUCAGCACACCAAGACAACAGGCAGGAGGGGAAAGACUGUUGGUGUUUCAAAGAAGAGAUAAACACCUUUCUACUUUUCAAGAUGUAAUGUUUCACUUCUCUAUUUUUGAUCAACCUUAAGAACAUCCAGUGAUUGUUUUAUCAUUUAUUGUGUCCUAGAACCAUGACUUUGAGUAGCAAUUUUGAAGAGUAGUGAGACUGUUUCUAAUUGCUUCAUAAGUUCAUAUUUCAAAAUUACUGUGAACAUCUACUUUUA
This is a messenger RNA of Dioscorea cayenensis subsp. rotundata (Guinea yam), 751 nucleotides long. Its product is annotated as 40S ribosomal protein S18. Bases 99 to 557 code for a protein of 152 amino acids. The record is from RefSeq and is a predicted model, not a curated record. Gene Ontology annotation, cellular component: small ribosomal subunit; cytosol; ribosome. Lineage: Eukaryota; Viridiplantae; Streptophyta; Magnoliopsida; Dioscoreales; Dioscoreaceae. The transcript is spliced from 4 exons. Gene Ontology annotation, molecular function: RNA binding; structural constituent of ribosome. Gene Ontology annotation, biological process: translation.